AUGGCUCCAACAGAUUUACAUCAACUAGCCAAUAAUGAAUAUGGCGAAUUAGCAACUGUUCGUGCAACUGUUGCUUGUUCGACAAUAAUGUGUGUUAGUACAAUGGCGCCAAUACGCAUGGAACGGAUUGCCGAAGAACACCAAGAGCAAAUCAAAGCAAAUUAUCCUCGAAGUACUUCACAGCUUUGGUAUCAGUUAUAUUUUUUCAAAAAUCGUCUAUAUACACAGAGGCUAAUCCAACAUGCUGAAGGAUGUGGCUAUAAAGCGGUAGUAGUUAACGUUGAUCAUUGCAAAGUAGGCAAUAGAGAAUGUGAUGUUCAUAAUAAAUUUUCAUUACCUAAAGGUAUUCAAGCGUAA
Messenger RNA from Rotaria sp. Silwood2, 357 nucleotides. Lineage: Eukaryota; Metazoa; Rotifera; Eurotatoria; Philodinida; Philodinidae. The record is from the annotation of a GenBank genome assembly.